UCCGUUGGGCGGCUGGACACGUCGCUCAGGUUUGUGACUCAAAGCUCUGGGUCCCUGAGUCCCUGCGGUGCGCUGGGCUGCGGGUGCUCCUUGGGCUGUGACUUACCUUCCGCGGCGGCGGCCCCGCCCCCCUCGCGCCGCCGAGGUUCAAGUGUAGGAUCGGAGCUGAGCUGGAGCCGAGCUGAGCUGGAGCCGAGAGGCAACACCCCUGGCUCGCACGCACACUGCAACCUGCUCCCUUCGGGAGGGAGGGAUCCUCCCCGCGAAGCUGCUGCUCCCAGGCUCCGCCAGGCUGGCGGGCAGCAGAAGCCAGGAGGGACCGACACCUCGGCGUUGCCCGUUAACAGUCCGGGCGGAGGAGCGUCAUAAUUACUCUCCGCGCUAAUUGCCCGUCAUUAAAGUUCAGGAGACGGUCGGAAGAGGAGCUCCGAGGCGAGGAGGAGGCAGGUGGUGUCGGGCUGGGGCUCCCGGCCCGGGCAGGGUUAAGUGCUCGCCUGUUCCCUGCCGCCCGGCUUGCGGCCAGCUCGCCUUCUCCGAGAGGCCAAAGUCACUGCCAGGGACCCGGGAGGUACGCCGCGAGCCAGGGCGGACCCACGUCGGACCCCCUCCCCCAUCGCCGCCUCUAGGAGGCGGCCGAAAGUGGGGGCGCCAGCCUGGCGCCCGGGGGAGGAGGGCAGAGAGCGAGAGGGGCUGCGGGGACACGGAGAUGGCCGAUGAGAUUGACUGGCUGGACUUGCCGGGCCGGUGGACCUACGGAGUGGACCGCGGUGGGAGAAUCUUCUUCAUCAAUGAUGAGGAAAAGUCAACCAGCUGGGUGCACCCUGGUACAGAAUCACCCAUCCAGAGUGGACACACCUCCGGCCCAGGUUUGCCCAAGGGCUGGGAGAUGGAUUCCACGCGGGAAGGAGCCGUGUAUUUCAUCAACCACAAUGAAAGACGGAACACAUUUCGACACCCAGUGACUGGCCAAGUCCCAGAGGAAAACAAGAAAUUCAACUUGAAAACAUCGACCUUGGACAUGUCCAAUAAAACAGGUGGGAAACGCCCUGCUACCACUAAUAGUGACAUAUCCAACCACAACAUGGUGUCCGAGGUCCCUCCAGAGCGGCCCAACAUUCGGGCGACUCGAACAUCCCGCAAAGCCAUCGCCUUUGGCAAGCGCUCACACUCCAUGAAGAGGAACCCCAACGCACCAGUCACCAAGGCGGGCUGGCUCUUCAAACAGGCCAGUUCUGGGGUGAAGCAGUGGAACAAGCGCUGGUUCGUCCUGGUGGACCGUUGCCUCUUCUACUAUAAAGAUGAGAAGGAGGAGAGCAUCCUGGGCAGCAUCCCCCUACUGAGCUUCCGGGUUGCAGCAGUGCAGCCCUCGGACAACAUCAGCCGGAAGCACACCUUUAAGGUGACUGUGUGCUGGGUAGAUGAGGCCGGGGCCAGUUCCACGCACUGCCUCUCCCCACAGGCCGAGCACGCUGGCGUCCGCACCUACUUCUUCAGUGCUGAGAGCCCUGAGGAGCAGGAGGCCUGGAUCCAGGCCAUGGGGGAGGCUGCCCGCGUACAGAUCCCUCCGGCCCAGAAGUCGGCGCCCCAACCUGUGCGCCACAGCCACGAGAAGCCAGACUCGGAGAACAUCCCUCCCAGCAAACACCACCAGCAGCCAGCCCACAACAGCCUGCCCAGGCCUGAGCCUGAGGCCAAGACUCGAGGGGAGGGUGACGGCCGAGGCUGUGAGAAGGCAGAGCGGAGGCCGGAGAGGCCCGAAGUCAAGAAAGAGCCUCUGGUGAAAGCCAACGGCCUCCCAGCUGGACCUGAGCCGGCCUCGGAGCCCGGCAGCCCUUACCCUGAGGGCCCGAGGGUCCCAGGGGGCGGGGAGCAGCCUGCCCAACCCAAUGGCUGGCAGUACAGCUCCCCAAGCCGGCCAGGGAGCACAGCUUUCCCCCCUCAGGAUGGGGAGAGUGGGGGCCACCGGCGGAGCUUCCCUCCACGCACCAACCCUGACAAAAUUGCCCAGCGCAAGAGCUCCAUGAAUCAGCUUCAGCAGUGGGUGAACCUGCGCCGGGGGAUGCCGCCACCUGAAGACCUCCGGAGUCCCUCUAGGUUCUACCCUGUGCCCCGCAGAGUCCCUGAGUAUUAUGGCCCCUACUCCUCCCAGUACCCAGACGAUUACCAGUACUACCCCCCAGGGGUACGGCCAGACAGCAUCUGCUCCAUGCCCGCCUACGAUCGUAUCAGCCCGCCCUGGGCCCUCGAGGACAAGCGCCACUCCUUCCGCAAUGGGGGUGGCCCUGCCUACCAGCUGCGCGAGUGGAAGGAGCCCACCGGUUACGGGCGGCAGGAUGGCUCCGUCUGGGUCCCCAGCCCUUCCCGACAGCCAGUCUACUAUGACGAGCUGGAUGCUGCCUCUGGCUCCCUGCGCCGACUUUCCUUGCAGCCCCGAUCCCACUCCGUGCCCCGCUCACCCAGCCAGGGCUCCUACAGCCGCGCCCGCAUUUACUCCCCGGUCCGCUCACCCAGUGCUCGCUUCGAGCGGCUGCCACCUCGCAGUGAGGACAUCUACGCUGACCCCGCCGCCUACGUGAUGAGACGAUCCAUCAGCUCCCCCAAGGUCCCUCCGUACCCAGAAGUGUUCCGGGACGGCCUCCACACCUACAAGUUAAACGAGCAAGACACGGAUAAGCUGCUGGGCAAGUUGUGUGAGCAGAACAAGGUGGUGAGGGAGCAGGACCGGCUGGUGCAGCAGCUCCGAGCAGAAAAGGAGAGCCUGGAAAGUGCCUUGAUGGGGACCCACCAGGAGCUGGAGAUGUUUGGAAGCCAGCCCGCCUAUCCAGAGAAGCUACUGCACAAGAAGGAAUCGCUACAGAACCAGCUCAUCAACAUCCGGGUGGAGCUGUCUCAGGCGACCACGGCGCUCUCUAACAGCACCGUGGAGUACGAGAACCUCGAGUCCGAGGUGUCCGCCCUGCACGAUGACCUCUGGGAGCAGCUCAACCUGGACAUCCAGGUGAAGAAGGACCCCGAGCAGACGGGGAAUGAAGUGCUCAACCGGCAAAUCCAGAAGGAGAUCUGGAGGAUCCAGGAUGUGAUGGAGGGGCUGCGGAAGAAUAACCCGUCCCGGGGCACGGAUACCGCCAAACACAGAGGAGGACUCGGCCCCUCGGCCACCUACAGUUCCAACAGCCCUGCCAGCCCUCUCAGUUCCGCCAGCCUCACCAGCCCCCUGAGCCCCUUUUCACUGGUGUCUGGCUCUCAGGGGUCCCCCACCAAGCCGGGGUCCAAUGAGGAACCUGGCCCGCCUCGGCCUCCCCUCCCCAAAGCCUACGUCCCCCUGGAGUCUCCUCCCACCGUCCCUCCACUCCCUAGCGAGAGCCGCCUCUGGCCAUACCCCAGCUCCCCUUCCUGGCACUGCAGUGGCGAGACAGCCAGGGGUCAGUCCAAGGCAAGCUAUGAGCAAAACAAGAAAGACCCUCACCAAACGUCACCCCUGGACACCCCCAGAGAUAUCAGCCUUGUGCCCACCAGACAAGAGGUGGAGGCAGAGAAGCAGGCAGCUCUCAACAAAGUUGGCAUCGUGCCCCCUCGGACAAAGUCACCCGCAGAUGAAGAUGUGGCCCCAUCGGCAGUGGUGAGGAGAACUACCAAUGGACUCACCAAUGGACUGUCCUCCAGGCAGGAUCGCCCCAAGAGUGCUGUGUUCCCUGGUGAAGGCAAGGUCAAGAUGAGCGUGGAGGAGCAGAUUGACCGCAUGAGGAGGCACCAGAGUGGCUCCAUGAAGGAGAAGCGGAGAAGCCUGCAGCUCCCAGCCAGCCCAGCCCCGGAACCCAGCACCAGACCUGCCUACAAAGUGGUGCGCCGUCACCGCAGCAUCCACGAGGUGGACAUCUCCAACCUGGAGGCAGCCCUGCGGGCAGAGGAGCCUGGUGGCCAGGCCUAUGAGACACCACGGGAGGAAAUUGCCCGGCUUCGUAAAAUGGAGCUGGAGCCCCAGCACUACGAUGUGGACAUCAAUAAGGAGCUCUCCACCCCAGACAAAGUCCUCAUCCCUGAACGGUACAUUGACCUGGAACCCGACACUCCCCUGAGCCCUGAGGAGUUGAAGGAGAAGCAGAAGAAGGUGGAAAGGAUCAAGACGCUCAUUGCCAAAUCCAGUAUGCAGAACGUGGUGCCCAUCGGCGAGGGGGACUCUGUGGACGUGCCCCAGGACUCAGAGAGCCAGCUGCAGGAGCAGGAGAAGCGGAUUGAAAUCUCCUGCGCCCUGGCGACCGAGGCCUCCCGCAGGGGCCGCAUGCUGUCUGUGCAAUGUGCCACCCCAAGCCCUCCCACCUCCCCUGCCUCCCCGACUCCACCAGCCAACCCCCUGUCGUCUGAAUGCCCACGCGCCGACAGCAGCCAUACCAUGCGGGUCUGAGCUCUGACUGCAAGCCCUGGCUGAGGCCAAUGCUGUGAAGCUCCACAGAGCCACGUUCUGAAGCGUCCUCUGCCCAUUGAGGCCCUGGCCCCCCACUCUGGCCCCGGGCCCCCCAGGGGAAUGCCACUGGGAGCCAGAACGGGGUCAGGGCUGCUGCCUCGAGGAUACCUUGGUCUUGUACCCACGGCGCCUCGCCCUGACGCCCUUGCCGCUCGAGCCGUGGUCAUGCAGGGCCCGGACAGUGGGGUGGAAGCCGUCCUCUCUGACGCCGGAGUUGCAGGGAGCCCCAGCCUGGCUCUGGCUGACGUCACGAUGGCCCCGCUGGAACACCCCUGAUGGAGAGUGCACCCUUGGCCACCUGAGGUGAAGACCAGAGGCGAAGAGGAGGUGGGUCCUCUGCCUCUUGGACCCCCGCUCAGCACCGAGGACGGCACCUGUCAUCAUCCCCCUCCCCACCGGCCCCAGCUGUGCACAGGCUUUGACACAUCUCCACUGAUGGGACUUCUUGGGGUUUGGUGGAGACCAGUCACCCUGCUUGAGCCAAAGACAAGAGGAUGAGAGAUGGGGAAAGGCUCCUGGGCUCCCAGAGGGGACAGUGCUGGCUGAGAGAGAGAACAGCAGGUCUGCGCAUGUCUGAGAGCAGGUCGGGAAGGAGGGCAGAGAGGAAGGGAGAGACCCUCAGAGAGGGGGGAGGGGAGGAGGAUGUGUUCACAGGUAAUGGGGACGGAGGGAAAUGGGAAGGUAAGUCAGGAUUAGCUUCUCCACAGGGAAGGCUCCGCUCGGUGCCAAGUGCAGGGCUAGACGGUUACGUCUGUACCUCCACCUCAUCCUCAGGAGCAUCAGGGCCCCAGGAGGACCCACCAGCAGAACACAUGUGGUGGCUCCAGCUGGGGUGCUUGGUACAGGGACCAGGCGUGCAGCGGAGGGGAGUCGGGGAGUGGCAGCCUGAGAGAUGGUUCUUUCUGAGUCAGGGCCCACUGUCUGCUUUCCCUCCUGGAAUUGGGCAGAGGGAAGAACCUGUCCUGUGUAGGGUGUGGUCAGCCUUGGGGCCUUACCUAGUUUCUUGUCCCAUUCCCCCCUAGAAAGUACUAUGGCCCAGCUGAGUGUUUUCCCCGGGGAGAGGGAAUGAGGGACCCUGCUUCUCAUCCCAGGUGUCCCAGAGGAGGGUCAGCGGAGGCUGGACUCUUACAGUCCACAUAUCAGAGAGGCGGCUGGGGAGAGGCAGAAGCAAGGCAUUCUUCUGCUCCACCCACCUUGAGAUGAAUGUAGCCAGGGAGGAGGGAGAAGGGCAAGAGGAAGACACCUGCCCGAGGCCUUCUCUACCAGAGCUGCUGCCCAGAGACUUCAGCCUGACCUGCAGCAGCCCCAAGAACAACGCCUUCAUCUCCCACCAACUCUCCACUCCUUCAUGGCUGGGACAGUUACUGGUUCAUAUGCAAGUAAAGAUGACAAUUCAUUCAACAAUUAUCGAUCGAGCACCUUUUAUGUACCAGGCACUGUUCUAGGUGCUUCGGAUAUUCUCGGGCUUCUGAGAGUCGACAGACUGGGAGGUCUUGCCUAGCUUUACUUCUAGCAGGCUUUUUGACUAUGCCCCUUGGUUACGUUCCCAUCUUGGCAGUCCAAGCACCCCAGAUCUGUCCUUUCUCUCCUACAGACUGGCAGGUGGGAUUAGCUUCCAGGUCACCCUCUUUGCCCACAUUCUUCUCCUUCUACAAGAAACAGAUUUUUCAGACCCUCCAUGCCUUCCCCUCUCUUUGUGUCUCCUUUAUUUUUUUUAAAGGUAUUUUUAGAAAUACAUGUAAGAUACCAAGAGAUAACGUCGCACCUCUGCCACCUCUUCUCCCAUUGUUUCAUAAAGCUGGCUCUUUAUGUUGCUUUACAUGCCUUAAUAUAUGUUUGAUGGAGAUGAUACAUGUGAGAGGUAUCUGUAAUAUAUGUAUGUUUGGAUGUCAGUCCCUUCCUCGGCUCCUGCCUAGGCCCAUUUUCUCUCCACACCGUUCCUAGCAUGUCAAGGCUGGCCCCCUUGCCUUUUUGAUCCAAAGAAGGGGAGAGAAAAGACUUAUUUUAAGACAGAUCUAUUUUAUGCUUUUAUUUAAAAAGCAAAUCUAUUUUCAAAAUGUGCAAUGUCUGAAUGGGUUCGCCAGUGAUGCGAGGGGACUGAGGAGACUGCCCGAGGCCCCAAUCGAAUGCCCUUCCCUCUUCCCCGAUGGCUCCCUUCUUUCCCAUUCCCCCAGUCAGCAAAGGGCGGGUCCCCACAGCUCCCUGGAGAGCAUCUUGCCAGACCAGGGCAUUCCCUUGAUGUCCUGGUCUAAGGAUUACACUGUCCGCUCUCCAUGGUGCCCUGAGAGUCGUCAGGUGUGUGGAUCCUCUUGAAGGAAAUGUUUACAGUUGUAUGCACAUAAGGACUCCCACGCAGGCGCGCGUACUCCUCAGCUGGGCUCCUGCACCACCCCGCUCCCCACGUCUCACUGCUGAAAAGGCAAACAGUCUAGUGGCAGCCUGUGCUAAACGGCACCAAGGAGGCCAGUGCUGGACCAUGAUAUGUGAGGAUCCCCUAGAAAGUGGCUCUGUGCCAUUCCUGGCUCUUGAUUGCAGACACAUUCAAGUUCCUUGAACUUUUACACUUUGCUUUGGUCCCUCUCUGUUCUGGGUCACGUCUGCAGCAUCUGUCUCCCUCUGUGAUCUUUUUCUCUGGAGGCUGUUCUUAGGGGCAGUACUUCAGUCUGGCAUCCAGGCUGUGAAAUCCCCUUCCUUGCUGGGGAGGGUCCAGCGGACAGUGUAACAUCUUAGCCUUACCCGAGAACCGCCCCCCCGGGCUUCAGCAGGCUGCUGCUGGGAUGCUGAACUCCACCAGCUCAGCCUUCCAAAUUGCUUACCGACUGUUGAAAUGAGCAAGGAGGUUUUUACCCUGCAAGGAUUUGGGCAGGAUGGGAGUUUUUGUCCAGAUCUAAAAUCGAGGGUUUUGGGAAUUUUGCACAGAGCUCUUGGCCAGUAUUUUGGGCCCGACCUCCAACUUUGGCAUUUGCUGACACUCUGUCCAGCUAGGAGCAUCUUGCUACAAAUGAGCGGGGCCCAGAUGAAGUCCCAGGGCUAAGUGACUGUCCUGGGGAGAGCUCUGGUUUACUCCUCUAGGGCCUUCCCAAUUAGCACAUCACCUCCCUGGUCAAUAACCAAGAGACUGCACUCAAAUAUUGCUGUCACUUUAAAGGUUUUUCUGAGGUCGCAAAGCUGUGCACGAGCUCUUCUGCCUUUGCAAGAGGCAUGUUCUUGGGGCAGGGCUAACUACAUCAAGAUGGAAAUUCUUCCUUUCCCCUUAGGCACCCUCCACCUGGCAGCUCUUAAAACUAAGGAAAAAUAUAAUAUAUAUAUAAUACACAUAUAUCUAUUUAUGCACAUAUUGGGGCCAAUUUGAUUUGCUAGUAUUAGACAAUAAACCAUGCAAGGAAAUUUAUGAUCUCAGUGUCUUUAUUUAGUAUUAAAGUGACCUUAGAUGAAGAAGUAAAGGUUAGAUAAACAGAGGGCAUCUCUGUUGGGACCAAACAGCUGUAGCAUCCCCUUAGCAUCUGGCUAGCUGAAAUAGCAUCUGUCUAUUUCACCCGGACCGAAAUAGGUGAGAGCUUGUUCCCUCUUUUCGGCAGCAUUCUUAAUAGAUUUAGGCACUGAAGAAUACCUGUGAGUUUUGCAUUUGUAUCUUGCAAGUUUGUAUAAAAAACAGGAAAUAAAAUGAAUGG
Molecule: messenger RNA, 8133 nt
Organism: Sciurus carolinensis (gray squirrel)
Lineage: Eukaryota; Metazoa; Chordata; Mammalia; Rodentia; Sciuridae
Gene: Plekha6
Product: pleckstrin homology domain containing A6
Exons: 26
Coding region: 707-4402 (1231 amino acids)
Molecular function (GO): protein binding
Source: RefSeq, a predicted model, not a curated record